This is a messenger RNA of Symbiodinium natans, 7509 nucleotides long. NCBI's taxonomy places the organism in Eukaryota, Dinophyceae, Suessiales, Symbiodiniaceae. The record is from the annotation of a GenBank genome assembly.
AUGGCUGAGUCUCGGCGGCAGGUUCAUGACAACGCAGAUGCUGUCGAUGAUGCGGCCAAGCUCAUCCGAGUAAACGCCCACAUUGUGACUGGCGCUGUCUCCCAGGCCCUGAUGCUCGGAGGAGCCAAGCUGAAACAAGGAGAUGUAACUGGAGCAUUGCGGGCAGUUGAUGAGAGUAUCGUAGAGGCACGGGAGAAGGCGGCGGAGGCGAACCGGUCCUUCCGAAGUGCAGCUUGGAGUGCUGCCUGUGUGCUGCUGCUCGUUGCAGCAAUCGGCGCCUGCUGGGGUUUGGAGCAUCUUCUCACACUCCGGGGCGGAGAGGCGGAUGCAGGUGUUGGGGUACCAAAUGUGGAUGGGCAGGACCAGUACCAUCCUUUUCCAGGACUUGGACUGCUCCGCUUUCUGUUGUCCUGCAUGGUCCUGCUGUACAACUUCUACCCAUGGUCAACCCAGGCGGUGAUGAGCCUGUGCUGCGCGAGCCCAGCUCCGGAUGCACAGUUGCGCGGGGCCAGCCAACGAAGGGCCAGCCAGAGGACAGACUUAGGCCAGUGUGGCAUUCGAGGGCAUGCACAACAGGAUGGUACCCGUAUCAUGCACGGCAAAAGCGCCGCACAAUGCAGCUGGAGAUGGCAGGUCAGCCUGCAUGAUGUGCGAAAAAACACCACUAAGUCCAGCCACUUCUGCGGAGGGACUCUCAUCGAUCGCCGGUGGGUGCUAACAGCUGCACAUUGUGUGGGCUCCUUCUCUCAGUGCGACCUGCGAUUUGUCAGGGUCAUCGCUGGUGCCUGGAAGCACAGCUCGGAGUCGAGACUGCGAGAGGGAACCUCCGCAGAGCGUGGUGUUGUCCGCGUGCACACGCAUCCAAGGUACGGCAAUGCUGCCCCCUCCGACAAUGACUUCGCGCUAGUCGAGCUUGACGAGCAAAUGCCGAUCAACGAUUGCAUUGGCAUAGCUUGCCUGCCCACGCAGAACGGGGGCCAAAAAGAGCCCUGGACAAAGGAAUCACAGCAAUGCAGCAUCACAGGCUGGGGCGAGUCUCAAGAUGCUGAAGAUGCUGGAGGCGUACCCAGUACGCUGCAAGAAGGAUCAGUGUCCACCUUGUCACAUGAAGCCUGCGUCAAGGACUAUGCCCCACACAACGCCACCAUCACUGCUUCUAUGCUGUGUGCUUCGGGCAGGUCAGACACGGGCAUCACAGAUGCGUGCUACGGUGACAGUGGAGGACCACUCGUUUGCAAGGAGCAAGAUCGGUACGUGGUUCAUGGUAUCACUUCCUGGGGCUUGGGCUGCGCGUCCGAGAAAUUUCCUGGAGUUUACAGUCGCGUGACGGCAGCUUUGGACUGGAUCCACGACACGGUGUCUGGGAACUCUGCAUCUUCCGCUCCGACGCACUUCAAUGGUGCCAUGUGGACCGUCACAUCUGGGAAGUGCACGUUGGAUUCUUCCAAGUGCAUACUCAGACACCCUGUCAAUACUUUCAAGCUGGGGGCUUCUGGCUGCUCCCAUGUUCUUCACCCUGAGCGGCUUCUGCCAAAGUUACUCGAAGCUCACUGGGCCGAAGGCCUGCUAGGAGCAGCAUGGGCCACCGAUGAGUACUGCCUCCACCAAGUGGGCCAGCGAACAGCACGAACAGUGAAGACAGGUGUCUACCUCCUGUGGCAGUACAAAGUGUGUUGGACUCCUGAGACUUCCAACGAGGUGCACGCCAAGGUUGCCAAACGCCUCGUGGAAUGCUUGCGCCGCAACGAAGGCUUGUACGUAAAGUUUGGCCAGGCUAUGUCAACCAUGGAUCUCAUCUUGCCGGAGGAGUACAAGUGCGAACUGAAGACAUUGCAUGACCAAGCGGCGACGUUUGAAUUCCCACAGGUGAAAAGAGUCAUUGAGUCGCAGUUGGGCCGAAGCUUGGAUGAGAUGUUCUCGGAAUUUGAGGAGACUCCCAUAGCUUCAGCCAGCAUCGCGCAAGUACACCGUGCGAAGCUGCGACCGGAGUUUGCAGAGGGCCAUGAUGGCAAGAAGUCCUUGGCAGUGGCAGUCAAGGUUCAGAAGCCGAACAUUCCUGCCCAGAACCGAUGCGACCUUGCAGUCUACAAGCUGAUGCUGGUCGUUUUGGAGUACGCCUUCGAUUUGCCAAUGGUUUGGACCUACGGGUACACGCGGCAGCAGCUGGAGGCAGAGUUGGACUUCCGCAUCGAGGCAAGGCAUGCCCGACAAGCGGCCGCAGAGCUGGCAUGCCACUUCUCUGGCAAGGUCGUGGUGCCAGACGUUCAAGGGAAGGUUUCGGGGCAACACGUCCUGGUCAUGGACUGGGUGGACUCACUGGGCCCUGCCAGCGACAGCCGCGCUUUGCAGAAAGCGGGGCUCCGGCCUGCCGACGUGAUGCGGACGGCAACCGAAGUAUUUGGGUACCAGAUCUUCAGCACUGGCCAUGUGCACUGCGACCCCCACCCUGGCAACUUGUUGGUGCGCUUGGCUCCUGCAGGAAGCUCACAGAAGUGGCAGCUGGUCCUUCUGGAUCAUGGCCUUUAUUGCGAGUUGAGCCCCAGCCUGCGUCGCGACUACGCGGACUUUUGGGUCGCUGCUGCCUUGGGUGACACGGACACAACGGUUCAAAUCUGCAAACGUUGGGGCAUCGCUGAUCAAGAUGCUGCGGAGCUUUUCGCCUCCCUGACCCAGUUCCGACGCGUACGCUUAGGGGCCCAGAGACUGGAUGCCAUGGCUUCCUUGUUCGGAUCGCAGCGCAAGACGCGGGCUGAUGUGCUGCCACAUGCACCGAAGAAGCUCACUGCGAAAGCGAUGGCAGAAGCCCAGCAGAAGCUCAAGGCUCGUGCCAAGAAGGUGCUGAGCGAUACGGCCGCCUUCCCACGAGAGCUUCUCUUUGUGGGGCGGAGCCUGAACAUGAUCCGGUCCGCCAACUUUGCGCUGGGCACCGCGGUGAAUCGCGUGGCCAUCUUGGCAGAGUGUGCAGCGGCAGGUGCCACACUCCAGGGCGGGUCGCUGGCUUCCAGACGCAUGGCCGUUUGGAAUUUCCACCUCCGAGUUCAGUGUCUCCUCUUCCUCAGCAAGCUUGUCCAGAUCUGGCAGGGCCUAAGCUCCUUUGGAUUAGCCCCAGCUGUGCUGGGGCUCACUGGCCUCUUGCUGCGGGUGUCCACAGGAACAGUGCUCAGCAAGGACCCCAAAGGCAGCACACUCCGGGAGAUUCCAGGUGAUCCCCACUUGCUGCAAGUGAAGGCUGAGCAUCAGACGGCCAUAGUAGAACCGAGGCAGAGGCAGUCUGAGAUGGAAAGAUGGCAAGGGAAGCUUCCCAAAGCUUCUGCGGCUAUAGAGGAGGAGAUGCUGAGCGCAAUGGUAGUUCGAAUCAUGGCUUGGUACCCAUUUUAUGUCAUCACGCUGAUCUUCCUGUGCGUCCAGUAUUUCUCCUAUAGUGCUUGGGACUGGACAAGCUUCAUGGCACACGUCUUCCUCAUCAGCGGCGGCUUCCAGGAACAUCGCGAGGCUGUCUUUCCAUAUAUGCCCUGCAGUUGGUGGUUCACGUGUCUUGCCGCCUACACCCUUGCUUGGCUUCCCAUGCACAAUAUCUUGAAGAUCAGCAGCGACUCCGUCAUUUGGACCAUGUUUGUCAUGGCAACGGCGGUUGUGAUCCCAUCGGUGCUACUGGAGUGGCUUUUCUUCAAAGACAUGGCCAUAUUUGAGCUCUUGCAGUACAGCUUCGCCUUCUUCUACGGACAGGCCUUGGCCGUAUGGCAGGCGGGUUCAUCACAAGCUACUCGUCGUGAGGGCACCCAACGUAAGCGCCUAGAGUCCUUUAGCCACACAGUGACACUGGCCCCUGCGCGUUACACGGUUGGCAGGCGAACUCCACAAGUGCCUCAGGCAAUUUGCACAGAAGUUUUGCGACUGUUGCCCGUGUUGACCGGAUCUGAUGGCUGCCACCUGCGGUUCCGCAAGGUCACCAUCGCGGCUUCAUCAGUAGAAGGCUUGCCUAGCGGAGCGCAAAUCGAGCCUCCGAAAUUUGCAGACUUGCAGAGUACGGUCUUGGACUGGCCUGAUGGAUCAGGAGAAUCAGGAGCGCCACUGCCGGCGGCGGAUGUACCGAAGAAUGAGCUUGCAAGAUCAAAGAAACUCAACAAGGGCAAAAACCCAGCCAAAAAAGCUGGCGUUCAGAAGUACGACGCCAGAGGUCAUCGGGUGCGGCACCGCAAGGAGGCAAAGCAGAAACGCCCGCCAGCGGAAGUGGCUUCUGGCUUCGGUGAGCUUGAGACCUCGGAGGGCACGGAACAGCCUGGACCGGAGACUACGGCUGCAGAGGUUGAAAGCGACACUAAAGCCCCACGACCUCCAAGGCCUGUGGCACCCCGCGCGCCUGUUUCGGGCACUGCGGGCAAGCCCACUUCGGCCCUGCUGUCCAUGGCAAGGUCGGCGAAGAGCUUCUCACCUCCGAAGCGAGCCUACAAGAGCAUGUCAAGUGCAAAGCUGGAGCCACUACAACCACUGCAACCUGACAAGGAGUCGCAGCUUGCUUUCGGAGAGGCACCUUUAUUGGCGGACCCCUUGUCGAAAUUCAGUCUGGGUCCACAUGUGGAUGUCCGCUCACGGCCUCCAAGCAAUUCGAGCUUCAGCCACGCUGGCAGCGGUCUGGUCCGGGCAGCCUCCGCAGCGUCAGUGGGUCCCCUCCGACGUGAUAUCCCGGUACCCUCGGCGCUGCACCCGGGAAGCUUCCAGCGCAGAGCGCGGCACAUGGACGCCGUAAUGGACCUUCGGCACCUCCAGGAGAAAAUCCGCAACCCGAACUGCAGCGAGGACAAGAAGAUUCAAGUUGCCGACCUCGCAAUGCGAGAUUUGCGCGCCGAUCUCAGCCACAUGCUGAAGAGGUCCGCGGUCAAGGUGCAGUCGUUUGCCCAGCCUGUUUCAGCACCUCGAUCAGUGGAUGACGUGUUCGCCAGCCAAGUCGCCAAGUUCCAGGAACCCCUCACUGCAGCGCAGAAAGUCGUCCAACCUGCGCGGGAGAGGGGCUCCACAGCUGCCUCUACGACACAGGAUGACGAGGAGGACUAUUUUGGAGAGGAUCCCCCGGAUAUUGAUGUGGGCGAAGAUGAAGCAGGUGGCGAGACACGGCAACCUACAUCCCCGGUUGCUUCAGAGCUGCUGUCACCCAUAGCAGACAAACAGAAGAUGAAGUCAGCUUUGCGGCGACAUUCUCGGGGCAGCGCGCGGGUAAGCUGGGAGCGGCUACCAUAUGAGGAGGGUGGCGCCGAUGCAGGCCUGGGGAGUCUGCCAUUGGGAAGCUUGCCACUGGGCGCAGCAGCUGCCAGCCCUUUGGGCGCUGCCACUGCCCCUUUGGGCGCUGCCACUGCCUCUUUGGGCGCUGCCCCGGAUUCGCUGCAGAAGUCCAUCGUGAGCAGCCAAUCGUCGAUCAUGUCGUUCACAGGUGACAUCAGUGUGUCCGGUGAGAUGAUGCACAGAGUUUCCAGCAUCAUGACGCAAAAAGGACAGACGACAGGUUUGAAGAACAUCAAGAGAAGCUUCGAACCCACCUUGCGCAAGCGGCUGGGUGAAGCUUUCGCUCGUCUGUGCGAAGCCAAUGAAUUGCACCGGGAUUCCCUUCCACAGGCAGUUGAGUUGACAGGCUGGACGGUCACAGCCGAAGUCAAGCAGCUGAUCAACUCAGCGUUCGACAGCCUCUUCCAGUACAACACGCUGAACCAGAAAGAGUUCUUCCAGUUCUUUGAGAAGUUUCGGCAGCUCGAAAAGCAGCGUGCUUUCGAAGCCUUCAACUCCUUCGACGCAGACGCGAGCGGAACGAUCGACUUUGACGAGCUCGGCGCGCUGCUGGAGUCACAGGGCAUCUUCCCUCUCCAGCACGUCAUAUAUGAGCUCGCCAUGGAUGCCUGCGACGGCAACCUGGUCGAUGGCCUGGACUUCUCUGAGUUUCAGAGGGUGCUCGAGAUUCUUCGGGAGCGAGAAGGCUUCACUCGCGAGGAGAUUGAGAGGAUCGAGGAUGCCUUCGACAAGUGCGACAGCGAUGGCAGCGGAUCACUGGACCUCCUGGAGAUUAGCCGCGUCCUCGCUAUCCUCGGGUAUUCCCGCGACAUGAAGUACCAGGACCUGCUGGCUGAGGUCGAUACGGAGAAUUCAAACCAAUUGAGCAAGCGUGACUUCACGGUGCUCAUGCGAAAGAUCCAAGAACGGAACACGCAGUAUAUAAAAGACUAUUUCAGGGAGUGCGAUACGGAUGGAGAGCCUGGCCUGGACGCCAGGGAGAUUUCCUUGCUUCUCCAAGCUCUGGGGUAUCUGCCUGACAUGGCAUGCAUCUUGGAGACAAUGCUGCAGCUGGGGUUGGACGACCCUGAAGAGGAUUUGGAUUUCUCGCAAGUUUGGCGAUUCCUGGAAAUCUAUCGCCGGCAGCAUGGCCUUACUCUCGGUGCAAUCAAUGAAGCCUUGGACAUCUUCAAGAGGUUCGCUGCCGACGACGACACUGUCAGCGUGGACUGUUUGCUCAAGAUGCUAAGGAUGAUGGGUUUUGACCUGCACUACCACGAGGUCCGAAGACUGAUGUACUUGGUCGAGUCCAGUGAGUCCAGCGUCAUGAACGAGAAGGAGUUUGUGAUGGUCCUGGGCCACUUGCGUGACAGGGAACUGCGUCAAAUGUGGAAGGUGGUCAACGAACCAUGCAACAGCCCAGCCGCCCAGGAGAUAAAGGAACGGUUCAACAAGGAGAUGCUCGGCAUCUCCAGGCACCGCGAUGAGAAGUCCCAUCGAAAGAAGGUCACCUUCAUGGAGUUCAUCCCUUGGGCCACACAGCUGCGCAACCAACAGCGCGAGGUGGUGCGUCGAAGGCACGGCUUCGGCAAGGAAGAAGUGGACGUCUUCAAGUGCGACUUCAACUCCUGUCAACGGGAUGCGAGUGGCCGCAUUCGGGCCAGUGAUUUGAGGCAACUGUUGACGCAGAAGUUCCCCAUGCUCGCGACCAUGAAGGACAAUCGGGCCAAGCUCAGUGAGAUCCUUGCAGGCAAGGAGCCCGGAAGCCGAGUGGGAUUGGAUGAGUUUCUCGCGCUCUCACGCGUUUGUGUUGACAUCGUCGAGCUCGAGAAGCUGAAGCGGGAAAGGAAUGCCAUUGAGGAGAGGGACUUCACCCCUGCGGAAGUCCUCGAGUUCCGCAGCCUCUUCAUGUCUCAGGCAACCUCCUCAGGGCUUCCAGGCACAUACCGAAAUCGCCUCUCCUUCGAUGAGCUGGUCGAGCUCCUGGCGCGGGUGAUUCCGCUGGGGUACAAGAACGCCCAGGUGCUGAAGCGCGAGGUUCGGCAGGUGCACAAGCAUGGCCCCGGAGGGGACGAUUCGGUCAACUUCGUCGAGUUUUUAAACUUGAUGGAGCGCCUCCUGGCCAUGAACUUCGGGGGCAUGGCGACGUUGGGCAAGACUUCAAGCAUUACAGAAAGAGCUUCCGAAGACAAGCCGGAGUCUCAUCCUCAAGGGGCCCAGGUGGAGAACGCCGUCGAGGUCUCUGCGUCGUGA